GACCGGCGCGGGUCCACCGACCGCGACAACUGACCGGCGCGGGCGCGGCGCGGCGGCUAGCGCGACGGAGGCCGCGGGCCGCGGACCGCCGUACAGUCUCAGCUGCAGUGGCGGCCGCUGUCCGAGGCUGUACGCAGCCGCCCCGUCUCACGAAGGUCCCGGUUUCACGUAACCUCUUCACCUGUGCGGCCUGCGGGCCGGCCGGCACUCGGCAGUGUGGUGGCGGAGCGCGACUGCGGUGGGGCGCGGCCGGUGCGUCUGGCGGCCGGCGGUCCACUCCGGUUCAGCUGUGACCCCCAACAGGCAUCGCUUCAUCACCAGGAUGGUGCUGUGUAUCACGGGCAUCCCGAUCGAGACGAUCCCGCAAGACUCGCGCACGCUGUUCCAGCUGUACCCGCACCUGAAGGAGGGUGCUCGCCACCUCUGCAGCCUGCCGGCCAAGUGUGUUGGUCCGGCCGGUCUGCUGUACGUCAGCCAGCGCGAGCUGGCCGUCACCGUGCCGCACGACAAGAACGUCUCCGUGCUGGGUACCGACGACUGCACCACCUGUCACAUGGCCGUGUUCCGGCACACAGCUUCCGGUGCCACGGGACUCACUCACCUCGACGCCUGCGAACACGAGGAGUCGCUGCAAACGAUCCUUCAGCGCAUCGCGGAACUGUCGAUGGGCUACCCGGCCGGACGGGUGCAGCUGCACCUGGUCGGAGGCUACCGGGACAGCCGGGGCGUCUCCGAGGAAGCCACCCUGUCCCUGCUCAACGCGCUGUCAAAGAGUCCGUACGAGGUGGACCUGGUCACCUGCUGUCUGGGCGACCUCAAUACCAUCAUUAGGGCCGGCAUGAACUGGCCGGUGGUGUACGGCGUGGGCGUCAACGUGGAGACCGGCGAACUCUUCCCGGCCACAUUCCCCGACAAGGGUCCAGAGAUGGCGCUGCGGUCGGCGCGCUUCUACACCGGCGGACACCAGGUUUUGGAUAUAUACGACUGCCAGCAGGGCUUACUGCGUAUCGGCCCGUUCAACUAUGAGCCGCUGCGGGCGGUCGACCUGUGGCUGCAGCAGAGUGACGAGGUGCUGCUCAAACACCUCUCCACCAGUCCCGAGGUGGAGCCGCCGCACUUCGCCAUGCAGGUCCGCACCUCACUGAAGCACAUUCAGGAGCAUCCGUUUCCGGCCAUCACCAUCUUCCCGGACGGCCGUCCGCACUACUUCCGCAAGGACCAGCUGUCGGGCCAGUGGGUGCAGAUCCGCUACUGAACGCCCGGCCGGCCCGAGCGCGCCGCGCCGCCAACCAGCCGCCCAUUAUAUUGUUAGCUGUUGAACGCCACUGGUGAUACACGAUGCGGCCUUGGCGCCGGUGGCCUGCGGUGUCGGCCGGCGAGGAGCGGCCGGGCGCCCGGUCCAGUGACCGCGGCCGGCCGGGCGCUGCGCCGCGCCGCGCCACGCUGAGCUCCUCUUCUCUCUGUGCAGGGCCGCCGAAUGGACCUUUUUGUGCAGUUUGCUGAUUGACGAAGAGUUGAUAUUUAAUGUAAGCAGCAGUGGUCUAGUAUUGUUGACUAUGAGUGAGUGAGGAUGAGUAGAACACUGCGACUUUGAUUUCGAUGUAUACAUAAGUGUCGUUCAC
Molecule: messenger RNA, 1622 nt
Organism: Amphibalanus amphitrite
Lineage: Eukaryota; Metazoa; Arthropoda; Thecostraca; Balanomorpha; Balanidae
Product: protein N-terminal asparagine amidohydrolase-like
Exons: 6
Coding region: 323-1255 (310 amino acids)
Biological process (GO): ubiquitin-dependent protein catabolic process
Cellular component (GO): nucleus
Molecular function (GO): protein-N-terminal asparagine amidohydrolase activity
Source: RefSeq, a predicted model, not a curated record